AUGAACAUCGCUGGCCCUUCAUGGUCGAAUAUUACCUCAGUGUAUAAAGAAGAAAUGCAUGAUGAGCCUCAAAUUCCAACAAUGAUCACAUGGAUCCAUGGUGGGUGGGAAGUUUAUGUGGUCGGAUCGUGGGAUAAUUGGAGAAAAAGGAAGCGCAUGAGGAGAACAGGGAAGGAGUUCGUCAUUAUGAGAAAAGCUCCUUCUGGAGUUUAUCGAUACAGGUUCAUUGUUGAUGGACAGUGGAGGUAUGCCCCUGACAUCCCGUGGGAGCUGGAUGGAGCAGGCAAUGUUUGCAAUAUCUUAGACUUGAAGGAUUAUGUCCCAGAUGCAACUGAGAGCAGAGCCAGUUUCGAGCACCCUCAAUCUCCUGAUUCCAGCUACAACAAUGUGUGCCCUGGCCCCGAGGACUACGAGAAGGACCCACCAAUGGUUCCUCCACAUCUUGAGCAUACUUUGCUGAAUGCUCCAGCACCUCACAUGGAGAUUCCACCUCCUCUUUCAAAACCUCAACAUGGAGUGUUGGACCAUCUCUACAUGCAGAAGGAUAUGAGCACCCCAUCUGUGGUUGCACUCGGUUCGACUUCUCGGUUCCAGGCCAAAUAUGUGACAGUUGUGCUUUACAAAUCGACACAGGGACGGGGUUGA
Fraxinus pennsylvanica is the source of this 645-nucleotide messenger RNA. The record is from the annotation of a GenBank genome assembly. NCBI's taxonomy places the organism in Eukaryota, Viridiplantae, Streptophyta, Magnoliopsida, Lamiales, Oleaceae.